Molecule: messenger RNA, 3304 nt
Organism: Trichomycterus rosablanca
Lineage: Eukaryota; Metazoa; Chordata; Actinopteri; Siluriformes; Trichomycteridae
Gene: antxr2a
Product: ANTXR cell adhesion molecule 2a
Exons: 17
Coding region: 4-1446 (480 amino acids)
Cellular component (GO): cell surface; plasma membrane
Molecular function (GO): transmembrane signaling receptor activity
Source: RefSeq, a predicted model, not a curated record
AUCAUGAUGGAGAAAAGUUGGCUCGUUGUUGGUGCGCUUCUUCUGCUCGCUUUGAGCCCGUGUUUGCGGGCAGAGGAGGAAGAGGACGCAUCCUGCCGAGGAGCCUACGACCUCUACUUCGUCGUGGACAGAUCUGGAAGCAUUACGACUAAUUGGUUUCAGAUCUACGAGUUCGUGGAGAAUCUGGUGGAGCGAUUUGUGAGCCCCAAUUUCAAGGUUUCCUUUAUCGUCUUUUCGUCGAGCGCCGACGUGAUCCUGCCGCUCACUGGAGACAGAGCGGAGAUAAAUGAAGGAUUGAAGAAACUCAGUAAGGUCAGACCUGCAGGUGAUACGUACAUGCAUGAAGGAAUAAAAAUGGCGUGUGAUCAAAUGAAAGAUCAAACCACAAAAUCAUCGACCAUCAUCGUCGCCUUGACGGACGGGAAGCUUGACGAGUAUAUCCACACGCUCACUGUGGUAGAGGCCAACACGGCGAGGAAAUACGGUGCUCGAGUUUACUGCGUCGGUGUGAACGACUACGACAAGAAUCAGCUGGUUGAUGUCGCCGAUUCCGUGGACCAAGUGUUUCCAGUCGACGAUGGUUUUCAGGCCCUCAAGGGAAUUAUUAAUUCGAUCUUGAAGCAGUCGUGCACAGAGAUCUUUAGAGUGGAGCCGUCCAGCGCCUGUGUGAACCAGUCCUUUGACAUGGUUCUAAGUGGCAACGGGUUCAGAGCGGCAAGAAACACGGAGGGAAUCCUGUGCAUCUUCAAGCUGGACGGUCAAAUGCACGAAGUGAAGCCGACCUCAGUGAGAGGAGACUACGUGCUGUGUCCUGCGCCAGUGCUUCAGUAUGCUGGACAAGUGUUGGAAAUCCUCAUCAGCCUGAACGGCGGCGGUUCUUACAUCACGAGUCCUUUUACCAUCACCGCAUCGACCUGUUCGGACGGUACGGUGGUGGCCAUUAUAUUACUGGUGCUGUUCCUGAUUCUAGCUCUGGUGCUGAUGUGGUGGUUCUGGCCUCUCUGCUGCACUGUGGUUAUUAAAGACCCGCCUCCACAAAGACCUCCACCACCACCACCACCUAAACCAGAAGAGACGCCACCACCUAAGAAGAAAUGGCCCACCGUCGACGCGUCCUAUUACGGAGGAAGAGGAGCCGGUGGAAUCAGACGCAUGGAGGUACGUUGGGGCGAGAAAGGCUCGACAGAGGAGGGUGCGAGACUGGAGAUGGCCAAGAACGCAGUGGUCUCAGUACCAGAAGAAAUGGAAGAGCCGAUGAUCAAAAAGCCCUCGGCUCCUGCAGCUUCCUACCAUCAGUCCGAAACUAAAUGGUACACGCCCAUCAAGGGCCGUCUCGAUGCACUGUGGGCUUUACUCCGGAGGCAGUACGACCGAGUUUCCCUCAUGCGGCCCACCGGAGCCGAUAAGGGACGGUGUAUCAAUUUCAGUCGAGUACAACACCGCUAACCAGACUGAUAUCAGAAACUGUGGACGGCAACAAUAUCAGCGAGGAGAUCAAGAAUUCCUGCUUUUUUAUACACACGAUAAACAACACGUAUCUGAUUUAUGUUAUUUUGAUCGUUUUUAAUCGGCUGGUUCCAUCCCACCUGCCUUAAAAUGCUUUCUCUGAGACUGAGAUCGUAAAAAGUGCCUAGUUUUUCAGUAUUCGGGUUUCAGAUCAUCUAAAGAACUUUUAUCCCAUGAUAAACACGUAAAAAAAAAAAAUCCCAGUCGGCUGGGCGAGUGCGAGGAAGUCUGGCGCCUCUCGGACAGACCUCGCGCUGCGGGCCCAUGCCUAGCGGGACGUCUUUGACCGGCGGUCCUGUCAUUUUAACGCACAGGAGUGCACAUGCAUGACAAAUUGUAGACAGAAUGCCCUGAGGUUAUCGCUCGCAGUUCCGUUUCGCUUUUUAGUUCGGUAAAGACACCUUUCCAUCACCAGGAAAUUAAUAGAGCGUUAUUCACUCCGAGACGCCCGGGAGCAAAGCGCCGGAGAUACUGUUGAGCUCCAGACACUGCCAGACCUUGGUGCCAUUGUUUUUUGGGGGUUUUUUCCAUUGUAGAAGUAUGAUUUCUUAGAACGCUAGGUCAAUCCCAUCUCUAUGGUGGACAUCAGCAUGAAGCUUCUGCUUGCCUUUAAUAGGCCUGUGACCCUACCUGCGUCCAUCCAUUUAUUUUAAAUGAUAAAAAAGCACUUAUGACCGAAUAACUUUGGUUUAUUAUAUACAAAUAUCAUCAGAUCCUGUGCCCAACCUACAGAAAUCGAGCAGCACACGUAUAGGUUUUAUGCCCACGUCCAUGCGUCCAUCGCGCUGUCAUGACGCCGUUCGAGAAACGAUCCCAGUACGGAUGAAAACGCCGCAGGGUUUGGGGGGGUGGAGAGAAAAGCAAGAGGGGAAAAAAAGGCUCGAACGAUCCAGUCACUUUCGAUCCGCUACUUCAGACGCAAAAUGGAUAUUCGAGUGGAAAUCUGACAAAGCGCGCCGGCUUUGACGGGAAGCGGUAUAGACAAUGACCAGUGGCUGGGUCAGUGGGAUGUCUCCGCGCGGGCCGAGAAGCUUAUCAAAUGACACUAAAAAUAAGUUCAACAACCAUCAAGUUCCAGGGGGGACCGGAAGAGGGGCUUGGGUGCCGCGCCAGUGCCCGCGCCAGUGCCCGGCCAGCGCGCCAUCCGGUAGGGGUAUUGCACGUGCCCGCUGAUUUAAUUAUCCCUUUGUCUUCUUCGUCUGGACCUUACAGGCUGGGAUUUAAUUCCUCAAACCCCAAACAAACAAAAUAAACAACACAUUUGCGUCUUGCGUCCACCAGACCUGUGUAUUUUAUUAUUAUUAUUAUCAUUAUUACUAGCAGAGUACGACGUGCAGUUAUUCAUUAUUCUUAAACUCUGUAACAUCUCUGCUGAAAAGAGUAGAACUGCCAUUAAUUAACCCUCAUUAAUUAGCUUCUAACACACAUUCUUCACACAGUCGGCACAUAAAACACGGCUUUCUGCACAGCACCUGAAAACAAACAGCUUUCGUAUUCUCGGCACGUCACAUUCAGCAGCGCAGACUCUCCCCGGCCUCUUUAAUGCACUGUUCAGAAGAACAAAAUAUACGGUAUUAUUAAUAAUUAAUAUUUUUUAUUUUACAUCUUAUUUUACAUACAUUUUUUUUAUAUAGUCGUGUUAAUUCUCUUUUUUUGUUCACGUUUAUAUAUAUAUAUAUAUAUAUAUAUAUAUAUAUAUAUAUAUAUUUGGUGGGUACAUUUAAGUGCUUAUCUUUAUUUUGCACAUUUUUUACACAUUUUUAAACGUUUUUAUGUGUCAAUUUUAUGAGCACCAUCA